Macadamia integrifolia is the source of this 841-nucleotide messenger RNA. Its product is annotated as ganglioside-induced differentiation-associated protein 2-like. Bases 152 to 760 code for a protein of 202 amino acids. The transcript is spliced from 3 exons. Lineage: Eukaryota; Viridiplantae; Streptophyta; Magnoliopsida; Proteales; Proteaceae. The record is from RefSeq and is a predicted model, not a curated record.
CAACUCCCAACGUCCAACUAUAUAAACCUAUCCCCAUCUUUUCUUUCUCUCCACGAAACCACACGGGCAUUACAUCCGUUUUUCAGAACCAGAAAUCCUCUUCUUUUCUUUCCAUUUCUUUAGAAACAGAGAGAUUUAGAUCUCCGCAGUCAUGAAUACCUACGCUUCUCUAUCCGAACAAAUCCAGAUCAUGGAGAAUUUUGAUAUCUUCAAGGUCCAAGGAAGGGAUAAACGUGGACGAAAGAUCCUCCGUAUUGUCGGAAAAUUCUUCCCCUCACGGAUCGCCGGUAGUGAGGCUCUGAAGAAGUAUUUGGAGGAGAAGAUCUUCCCACAACUGGAAGGGAGGCCCUUUUCAGUGGUGUAUGUGCAUACAAACGUUCAGAGGAGCGAGAAUUUCCCAGGAAUCUCGACCCUACGAUCGAUCUACGAGGCGAUCCCAAUCAACGUCAAGGAGAAUCUCGAGGCGGUUUAUUUUGUUCACCCUGGUCUUCAGUCCAGGCUUUUCCUCGCUACCUUCGGUCGUUUUCUCUUCACGGGAGGGUUGUACGGAAAGCUUAAAUACGUGAGCAGGCUAGAGUUUCUGUGGGAGCAUGUUCGGAGAAAUGAUAUUGAGAUACCGGAGUUCGUGUGGGAUCAUGAUGAGGAGCUUGAAUACCGUCCGAUGAUGGAUUAUGGAUUGGAGAGCGAUCACCCAAGGGUGUACGGUGCUCCCACGGUGAACUCGCCGGUGUCUGUUUACUCCAUGAGGUGUAUCUCAUAGUAAGGACCAAGGCUUCUUUUUCUUUGUAUAGUGUAGUUUUAUUUUGAAAAAAAAAAAAAAAAAAAAAAGAAUUCUAUACUG